UUCCACUCAAACUUCAAGUUCAAGUUCAACUUCAACUUCAAGUUCCAUUUUGUCCACUUUCCCAAGGUCACUGCUCUUCUCCUGCUCUUCAAAUUGUCUCAGAGCAUCCUCCUUUUGAAUCUGUUGAUCAGUGUUACAGCGCUCCAUUGUGCCCAACAUUCCAACAUCUACAGAAUUUGCAGCGAUGCAACAUGGCGCGACCGGGUUGCAGAAGCUACUCGUUGCUUCUUUGCUCACCCUUUUCACCUGCUCUCAGGGUCUCCUUAUGGAGGGCUCCAAAGUAAACGGGCGAUACCCAUAUCAAACGGCGGUGGUGCCCUUCCUGUCUGAGGUGCUGAAGCUGGGAAUCUCAGCAGUUCUUCUCCAGUGGCAGCUGAGGAGGAAUCCAAGGGGAACAAAGAUAACGAGAGGCUGGGGCACCGCUAUCCUGUUUCCCAUCCCGUCUGUAAUAUAUCUUAUUCAUAACAAUGUACAGUUCUACACUAUGUCGUAUGUGGACGCGGCAACCUACCAGAUCCUGGGUAACCUGAAGAUCGUAUCUACGGGCCUCUUGUCGUGGCUCUUCCUGCGGAAGCACCUAAGCAUGGUCCAAUGGCAUGCAUUGGUCCUGCUCAUGUGCGGCGCAGCUACCAGCCAGAUCCAGGGGUGCGGAGAAGGGUGCAACUCGAACGGGCUCGCAGCUCCUGUACAGGGGUACAUGUUGGGCAUUCUGAGCGCCUGCCUGUCCGCUGUGGCUGGCGUAUACACGGAGUUCAUCAUGAAGAAGAACGACGACAACUUAUACUGGCAGAACAUCCAGCUGUACACCUGGGGCUCCAUAUUUAACGCCGCAGCUCUGACGCUGCAAGACUUCAAGUCUGGGUUUCGAGAGGGGAUCUGGAUAUUCUCCCUAUUCAGGGGUUUUACCGCUGCUACCUAUCUCCUCGUGUUGAACUUUGGGUGUGCGGGCCUCUUUAUCUCGUGGAUCAUGAAGUUCGGGGAUAACAUAGUCAAAGUAUACGCGACCUCUAGUGCAAUGUUGUUGACGACUCUGAUCAGCGCUUGGCUCUUUGAGCUGCAACCAACGCUGCAGCUUUUACUAGGUAUAGUGGUGGCAGCAAUUUCCUUACAGUUGUACUUCUUACCGCCAGAGAAUGUUGGUCAUAGUCCAAGCCAACGGGCCGGACUAACAAGUAGAAGUUCGUCGAAAAGCCUGGAUAUGAGACACCUUGAAAAGGCUGACAAGGAGCUAGCUUGAGUUGCACUGUACACGUACUGUCUUCUUUUAGUAGCAAGAGUCGGUUUACGAAAGCCUGCACCAGUGGUCUACUCGGUGCCCGCGCAUCAUAAUCUUUGCCAGGCGCCAGGGCGCAGCGGCCUGGCUGUGCUGCACGGCCGCCAAGCUCCAAUUACAAUUCAUGCACAGCUCGAAGUUGCUGCAGAGGCUCCAGUGAUAAGUUGCAGAUCGGACUUAAGAGCUAUAUUUUUUACAUUUAGUUUAAGUUGCCGAGGGA
This is a messenger RNA of Klebsormidium nitens, 1493 nucleotides long. The record is from the annotation of a GenBank genome assembly. Lineage: Eukaryota; Viridiplantae; Streptophyta; Klebsormidiophyceae; Klebsormidiales; Klebsormidiaceae.